Messenger RNA from Heterobilharzia americana, 1209 nucleotides. The record is from the annotation of a GenBank genome assembly. Lineage: Eukaryota; Metazoa; Platyhelminthes; Trematoda; Strigeidida; Schistosomatidae.
AUGUCUUUUCAGACUUUGUCCGUAAACCUUUUGGCCUAUAAGACAGGGUUUUGGUCCUUCAUUAAAGGUGCUCGAAAUUAUCAUUUGAGUACAAUAUCGAAUGCAGCCCAAAAGAAAACUGUCACUCUCAUACCAGGUGAUGGUGUUUGGCCAGAACUCUUUGUCUGUGUUAAAUCUGUUUUCAAAGAAUUCAAUGUUCCUGUAGAAUUUGAGGAAGUUAAUCUUAGCUUUACUGAUUCAGAUCCGGAUACUGGUCUCAAUAAUGUUGUCAACUCUAUCGUUAAAAAUAAAGUCGGUUUGAAAGGAAUUAUUCGUACACCGAUUGAAACUCAGGGAAUUAGUGCACUGAAUUUAAGAAUGAGACGAGCUUUGGAUCUGUAUGCGAACGUUGUUCAUAUUCGUACUUUGAAUGGAAUUCCAAGUCGUCACCACAACCUUGAUUUUCUAAUUAUACGUGAACAAUUAGAAGGAGAGUAUUCAUCACUUGAACAUGAAUCGGUUAAGGGAGUAGUGGAGUCAAUGAAAAUUAUUACGCGACAGAAUUCUGAGCGCAUCGCAAAGUUUGCAUUUGAUUAUGCUGUUCGGAGUAAGCGUAGAAAAGUAACUGUUGUUCACAAAGCCAACAUUAUGAAAUUAAGUGAUGGUCUAUUCCUUGAAACGUGUCAGAAUGUAGCAAGACUUUAUCCGCAUAUUCAAUUCAAUUCAAUGAUCAUAGAUAAUUGUUGUAUGCAACUGGUUAGUAAUCCUCAACAAUUUGAUGUCAUGGUUAUGCCUAACUUGUAUGGUAAUAUAGUUGAUAAUCUUGCCGCUGGUCUGGUGGGUGGUGCAGGUGUCGUACCAGGUGUAUCCUAUAGUCAUGAGGUUGCAGUUUUCGAACCAGGUACAAGGCAUACAUUCGCUUCAGCUUCAGGCAAGGAUGCAGCUAAUCCGACAGCCAUUUUGCUAGCCAGUUCAAACUUAUUGCGUCAUAUAAACCUGGAGAGUUAUGCUAAUAAAAUUGAAACAGCCGUGGUCAAAGUAAUUAAAUCAGGAAAAUUGUUAACUUCGGAUGUGGGUGGGAAUUCGUCUACAACAGGAUUUACUGAAGCUGUAAUGAAACAAGCUCAUUCUUCAAGAGAUCAUGUUCAUUAUGGUUACGACUGUACAGCUCUUGGAAAUGAUUCGUCGGUGAAUAACGACUUCAAACGGAGUUUCAAUGAACUGAUUUAG